CUGCAAAAAGAAGACAAAAAAAGAAGAAGAGAGCCUUGAUCAGAACAACCGUUUCCCGGCACUUGCAGUUGAUCACGUUCCCAGUGUCAAUCUCCGUAAAUAAACCCAAAACCGGUGUCCCUUUAGAUCCCUUCCUUUAUUCAAUUACCAAAACAAAUUUCUUCUUCCUUUUUUUAUUUAUUUUCACCUACAGUUUUUUUUUCGUUAUCUGUGGAUCUCUCUGAGGAAGAACAAAGGAACAAGAAACUGAAGAUAUGGGAAAUGCAAACGGAAGAGAAGACGGAGUGAACGGCGGCGUCGACGAUCUCUCUGGGAGAUCCAACGGCGGCGACCCGGUCGUACGUGGAGCCGUCUCCGCUGCCGGAGCAGCAGUAGCUGUUCGCGUGCCGUCGUCUGAUUCAAUGGCGAAUACUCCGCCGCAGAGCCCUAGCCGGUCUCGAUCCCCUCUUUUAUUCGCUCCUCAGGCUCCUGUAGCUCCCUUACCAAGGGGUGAUGGCCAUUCCUUUUUCAACCAAAUUUGGCGGCAUGAUUCUACUGGGGUUGCUGAUUGUCCAUCUGAGAAAGGAAUCCCUGUCAUCAUUACGUGGAAUUAUGGUGGUAAUGAUGUGGCUGUGGAAGGUUCUUGGGACAAUUGGAGAUCAAGGAAGACACUGCAGAGAGCUGGUAAGGACCACUCAAUUCUUUUGGUCCUUCCAUCUGGCAUAUACCAUUAUAAGUUUAUUAUUGAUGGCGAAUGGAGAUAUACACCAGAUCUGCCUUUUGUAGCUGAUGAAAUGGGCCAUGUUUGUAAUAUUCUUGACGUUCAUGAUUAUGUACCUGAAAAUCUGGAUAGUGUAACUGAGUUUGAGACCCCAGGAUCUCCAAAUUCCAGUUAUGGUCAGGCAUUUCCAACAGAAGAAGAUUUUGCAAAGGAGCCUGUUUUGGUUCCAUCCCAGCUACAUCUAACUGUCCUUGGUACAGAUACCCAAGAUGGAGCAUCAUCCUCGAAGCCUCAACAUGUUGUACUUAACCACCUUUUCAUAGAGAAAGGAUGGGCAUCGCAAUCUGUUGUUGCCCUGGGAUUGACCCAUAGGUUUGAGUCCAAAUACGUGACUGUUGUACUCUAUAAGCCAUUGAAAAGGUAACAUGUGCUUUUCCCAUGCUUCACUUUGUAAAGAAAUGAAAGUAACUUUCACAUUUGUUUGUGAAGGUACCUCUGUUCUAUAGAUCUGCUUUGACACUUUAACAUGCUCUUUGUUUGUUCUGUUGUACUUUAAUGUUUGUUUACUAUCAAAUGUUUGCAUACAGAAAUUUUUGCCA
Theobroma cacao (cacao) is the source of this 1299-nucleotide messenger RNA. RefSeq names its product 5'-AMP-activated protein kinase beta-2 subunit protein (gene AKINBETA1). Lineage: Eukaryota; Viridiplantae; Streptophyta; Magnoliopsida; Malvales; Malvaceae. Gene Ontology annotation, molecular function: protein binding. The record is from RefSeq and is a predicted model, not a curated record.